Messenger RNA from Prorocentrum cordatum, 642 nucleotides. The record is from the annotation of a GenBank genome assembly. Lineage: Eukaryota; Dinophyceae; Prorocentrales; Prorocentraceae.
GCUCCGGAACAAGCCCACGGUGUGGUUCGCGAUCAUCGACCAGGAGGAGGCCCUCCCGACCUUGGGCGUGCCCUCGGUGGGGGGACGGGCGACCUCAUAUUGGUGUAUGCCGAUGAGAACGUGUUCUUCAUAUCGACAGCACCGCACCAGUGGCUGUUCCCCCGCUGCUGCUCGGCGCUGCACCACGGCGGCAGCGGUUCCACCGCCGCGUCCCUUCGUGCUGGGAGGCCGACCAUCGUCUGCCCCGACCUGGACGACACCAAGUACUGGGCGGAGCAGGUGGAGCGGCUGCAAGUCGGCGUGCAGAUCCGGCCCCGGUGGGACCUGGACCGCCGCAUGGCGAACGUUCACGAGGUCGCGGCGGCCAUCAGAAAGUGCGACACGCCAGACAUCGUGGAGAGGGCCGCGGAGCUCGGGCGCAGGCUGCGCGAGGAGGACGGAGUUGGACGGGCGGUUUCGAUCAUCUCAAGAUUCGCCAAGGAGCGCGCCAAGUCUCGGCCACUGCCGUCGUGCGCGUAGCGCUGGCCCCCUGGCGGGCCGCGCGCGCAGCGCGGGGUUAGCCACCGCCCGCGCGGCGCCGCGGGCCGCCCCCCGGCGGGGCGAGCGCCGCAGUGUGCGAAAGGUGGCGGGCGAAGGGUGGCG